Molecule: messenger RNA, 2462 nt
Organism: Xenia sp. Carnegie-2017
Lineage: Eukaryota; Metazoa; Cnidaria; Anthozoa; Malacalcyonacea; Xeniidae
Exons: 3
Coding region: 119-2113 (664 amino acids)
Source: RefSeq, a predicted model, not a curated record
AAUUGCUUUUCUCGUUUAACAUAUUUGUACUUAGAAUUAUUUUCAUCGUCAAGAUUAUCUUUUAUUUCUGCCAAAAAUAUUGUUAAAAUGUACGAGUGAAAUCAGAUAAAACUUCUCAAUGGAUUUCUUGUGCUGGUUGGUCUUAUUCGAAACAAUCACAAUUGUCCUUGGCAAAAACGCCUUUCACGGCGAUCGCAAAAGAAACGCAUAUCGACGGCAAAUGAUAAUUCCAAACAAAUUUAUUCCAUUGCUGAAAGAAUCUUCUCUUUUAAAAUCACGAUCAAAAAACGAUGUAUCCGAGUUUCUAAAACCGAAGCUGUUUAAUGAAGAAACUGGUAAAACAAGACAAAGCCUUAUGAAUGCAAUGGGAAUGAAUGAUGGGUCACCUACGAUGGGCCUAGAUAGCAUGUCUAUGGGACAAAUUGCAGGGAUGCCAAACAUGGAAAACAAGUUGCUUUCUUUGGCAGACAAUAAUCGUUUUGGGAAAGUUCCAGAUGGAAUGCCUGGCGCAAUAAAUGAUCAGAUGUCUUCAAUCAAUGGUAUAGGAGGCAUUGAUGGAAUGAAUGGUGGUAUGGAAGGAAUGAAUGGUGGUAUGAUAGGAAUGAGUGGUGGUAUAGAAGGCAUGAAUGGUGGUAUGCAAGGAAUGAAUGGUGGCGGUAUGCAAGGAAUGAAUGGUGGUAUGCAAGGAACGAAUUUUGGAAAUUUACUGAAUGGUUUAAAUGAAAACAAUGCGAUAAACUCCAUGAGUAAUGUUGGUUCUAAUGGUAUGUUGUCAGCUGUCAAUCAACUUCCUUCAGGGGGGGACACACAAUCAUUUGGGCCUGGCGGAUUUGCUAACACAGAUGUUUUGGCGAUGAUGAAUCAAAUUGUCGGUAAAGAAAUGCCGAGUGAUUCUCCUAUAAAUCCUGCCUCUAAAUCGGAACAAUUGUGGAAUGUAUUACAAAAAAGCUUUAAUAAACAUAAAGAGGUCGCACAGUCUAAAACUAAUUCUCAAGCAAGAACUAAUCUUCACUCUGACCAGCAAUUUCCUAUUUCAACAUUUUUACCAACCAACAACCCUUCUUCCUCUCCUAUAACAGCCAAUCCAAAUAUUGAAUCUGUCUUGCAAAACCAGAGGUCCGUCUCACCGAUCUAUAACCUUACCAGGCUGUCUAAAGCUUCUCUCAGCACAAAAGCGACGAACGAAAUUAAGUCAGUCAAUAAGUUCCCUGGCAACAUUCUAAAGAUUGAUUCGUCAACAGCUGAAAAAAACAUCCCUAUGAAUUUAUCAAAUAAGAAUAUCCAAGUAGCAAGCACAACUGUUAAGCCCACGGAAAGUUUUGUUGAUAAAGAUCAACCGCUAUCCGAUGACAUGGUAAAAUUUCUCAAAGGACUAAAAUUUGUCGUUUCUCAAGAGUCUGGUAGUGAUGUUAUAUUGGGAAAAAUGUUGUCCAGUCAUCGAUCUUCUAUUUUGAGAAACGUCAAGGAAGAAAAUGCAGCCAUGAAGAAUUUUGUUUCUUCGUCUAAAAUGAAUCAUCACCUUAUCAAAGAUUCACCUGAGAAUUUAAAGACGAUAAAUGCGUUUUACAAACAAGUCGCGCACAGAGCUCGUCUCCUUAAACGUAUAAUAGAAAAUGAAGAUAAGAAAGAAUAUCUUGAAGCUGCUAACGUUUUGGAGAAAACUGCAAGACUUUUGAAAGAUUCUGUUGCAAAGAAAAGCGCUGAAAUUGCCAUUACAUCCAUUCGAAGAAUUCUUAAAUUGAGAAAUUACGAUCGCAAGCAUCCUGCGAGUGAAAAAAACGUCUUAAACCGAACGAGUGGAAUCCAUAUGACACAUGCUCUUUCUCAGAAGUUUCUCGAGGCGGCUCGAGUGCUUGCUACCGCGAGAAAUGAAUUAACAGAUCCCGUUGCGAAGAAAGUUGCCGAGAUUGGAAUAGCCUGUAUAUUCAAAGUUAUCAUCUUAAAUCAGCGUUUCUCGUCUAAGAAAUAUUCAGUAUCUUUGAACAUUAUAAAAGAUGAUGUUGCAGAUCUGUAUUUGAGGAGCAUUUCUGGACAAUUUAACAGAAAAAAUGUGAUUGCUGCGAGAGAAGUUGCGCAGAAACUUAAAAUCGUAUCUAAUGUUCAGCAUCUAUAAUGACUGAUGCCUUUUUGCAGGAAAUAAAAAGUAUUAUCCAUGCUGUGUCGUAUUAUGGGUCACGUGACAUUUGCCAACGACGUUGUUUACAUGAAAACAUGGGUUUACUUAGCCUGCAAAAAACGUUGAAAAGAAAGGGGAGUCUAUAUCCACCCGUGACUUUUGCAAAUGGAAUUCCGGCCUUCUGUUUGAGAACUGUAAGAGAUUUGUUCAUCAUUUGUUAUUUAACAUACGAAUGCUUGGCAUAAUAUAAUGAGGCUGCGAUCGUCAUUGCUAUGAUAUUUAAACAUUUGCGUAUUAAACUAACGUCGACAAUACUAAGUAAACAAUAAAUAAAUAGAUGUGGGAA